Messenger RNA from Hemibagrus wyckioides, 2917 nucleotides. RefSeq names its product bone morphogenetic protein 2b (gene bmp2b). Bases 1593 to 2825 code for a protein of 410 amino acids. The transcript is spliced from 2 exons. Gene Ontology annotation, cellular component: extracellular region. The record is from RefSeq and is a predicted model, not a curated record. Gene Ontology annotation, biological process: BMP signaling pathway; negative regulation of transcription by RNA polymerase II; SMAD protein signal transduction. Gene Ontology annotation, molecular function: growth factor activity; BMP receptor binding; cytokine activity. NCBI's taxonomy places the organism in Eukaryota, Metazoa, Chordata, Actinopteri, Siluriformes, Bagridae.
UGAUUUGUAAAUCUUAUAUAGUCUGCUCACGAUGCAGCUUUUUUGGUACGAAAAUGAAACUUCCGUUUUCCUUUUUUAAUCGUCGACAUGAUUGCAAUCGAUGACGCGUCUGCAAGUUACAAAGGGCGAGUUAAGACUCUAGACUUCUGCAUGACCUUUUCGCAGUGCGAGUAAAAACAGUUAGGUAUUAUAGCUUGAAAAGGCGCGAAAGGGCGCAGCUCAAGUCUCCACGCACCGAAACCGACACGCUUUCGCGUAGGAUGCAUGAUGGAUGACAGCGUUCACUGGUGACAUCACUCGAAAACAAAAAGUCUACAGCCUUGAGCGGCGCGCGCUGCAAUCUACGCACCCACGGUAGCGCGCGCUAACACACGAAGAUGACGUUCCCAAGUGAACGCGAGCACAAUCCGGGACUUUAACAGAGAUAUAUACAGACUUCACCUGGCUAAGGGGCUACGAAAAAAACAAAAGCAUGUCCGAACGAGAGUUUUUUCUCACCGCGCAUGUUUUUUGCAGACGCGUUCGUUUGACCUUAUAAUCACUUUUAUAGUCCGUGCGAGCGAGCUCGGGUUCGUAGCUUGGCACGUAUCAACACGUAUUUGGCGAGUAUGAGCGCGAAGAGGCGAGCUAAAGAACUAAAUCGCGGCGACCAACUGCUGUGCUUUAAUUUAUGAUAUGUAAAAAAUCGCUGUGGAUUAAUGUGGAUUAUUGUGGAAUUUCAAGGACACUGCCGCAGGGGAAACGACUGAUCACCACAUCACCGGCUGUGUGGUAAUUCUUCACAAGUUAACUUUAGUGGGUUGGAGGAGUGUUACAUCUUCCUGGGACAUCUUCUAAAGAUAAUUGAAGGUGUUCGGAACAUUCAGGUGUUUGUCAUAGGCGUCUACCACCUGUAGCUCAAAAACUUCUCUCUCUCUCUCUCUCUCUCUCUCUCUCUCGCUCUGUGCUUUCUUACUCUCCUUUUAUUUAGCUGUAAAACUGGCACGCGCGCGCAGAGCUGCAAACCCUAAAACCGCACCGAGUUUCUUUUUAGCCUCUCGUCCCAGAGUUCCCCGUCUCUCUCGCUCUCUCUCUCUCUCUCUCUCUCUGACUUUUCCUUUUAUGCCUGGCCUGAUGUUAAGGUUUGAAGGCAGAGCGUGUGGUGUAGACAUUUCGCGUUCAGUGUACACCCCCCACCCAGACCGUGCCCCUCUUAUCUCAGUUUAAUUGCAGCCUCUAUGUCUGCUGUUUUCACGUCUCCUUUUUUUUCAGUUUCUUUGAUUCACCGUCUCAUCUCUACUCGUUGUUUGACAUCCUCUUUAGUCUCCCUUACGUGCUCGAUCUCUGUGAGGAUAUUAUUAUAGCCCGCGGGCGGGGAUAAUAUCCCUAAACUUUUUUUUUUUUAAUUGAAGUUCCUCGGCUUAAAGUGCGCCAUCUACCUUCAGAACGCCUUCAGAUCCGGAGAUCACCGGCUUGUGUCGAGAGAGUGAGAGAGAGAGCGGGCUGGAGGCUGGGCGCUCGCGCGGAUCGGGGGUCCAUGCGCGGUGUCGCUGCCUGACGCGAGCUCGGCCCGGGAGCUCUAAGCCCUCCUCCUCUGUGCCCUCUCUCUGAUAAUGGUAGCCGUGCUCCGCUCGGUCGUGGCGCUCAUGCUGCUGCUCGGUCAGGUGUGGCUGGGCGCCGCCGCCGGUUUGAUUCCCGACGUGGAGCGGCGGAGGCACGCACCCGAACACUCCGAGCGCUUUCUGCGCGACUUCGAGCUCCGACUCCUGAACAUGUUCGGUCUAAAGCGGAAACCCACGCCGAGCAAGGGAGCCGUGGUACCCCAGUAUAUGCUGGACCUCUAUUAUAUGCACUCAGAGAACGGAGACCAGAAAAGCAUCCGGCGGCCCAGGAGCAUCAUGGGGAGGCACGCGGAGCGCGCGGCCAGCAGGGCCAACACCAUCCGGAGUUUCCAUCACGAAGAGGCUUUAGAGGCUCUGGCCAGCCUGAAAGGAAGGACCACACAGCAGCUGUUUUUCAACCUCACUUCGGUGCCGGCGGAGGAGCUCAUCACGGCUGCAGAGCUACGCAUCUUCAGAGACCAGGUGCUCAGUGACUUUACUCAGAGCAACACCAGUCGUGCUGGAGCCUUUCAGCGCAUUAACAUUUUUGAGGUGUUUAGGCCAGCUCAUUCCCCCUUACAGGAGCCUCUUACCAGACUUUUGGACACUCGUCUGGUGCAGGACUCACACUCACGCUGGGAAAGCUUUGAUGUAAGCUCAGCGGCAGCACGCUGGGCCACACAGCCACACCACAACCAUGGCCUCAUGGUGGAGAUUCUGCAUCCAGGCGAGGCCAGUGACGGUGAGGAGGCAGAGGCAAGCAGGAGUAGGCAUGUCAGGGUAAGCCGGUCCCUGCAUACCGACAAUGAUUCCUGGGCUCAGGCCCGGCCACUGCUGGUCACUUACAGCCAUGACGGCCAGGGCACCGCAACGCUUCACAGAGAAAAACGGCAGGUGCGGCGGCCACCAAAACAGCGGCGUAAACACCAGCGAGCCAACUGCCGCAGACACCCACUCUAUGUAGACUUUAGUGAUGUGGGCUGGAAUGUGUGGAUUGUGGCGCCGCCAGGCUACCAUGCCUUUUACUGCCAAGGCGAGUGCCCGUUCCCACUGUCAGACCAUCUGAACUCCACCAACCAUGCCAUUGUGCAGACCCUUGUAAACUCUGUGAACUCUAAUGUGCCACGGGCAUGUUGCGUGCCCACAGAGCUCAGUCCCAUCUCUCUGCUCUACCUGGAUGAGUAUGAGAAGGUUGUCUUAAAGAACUAUCAAGACAUGGUGGUGGAGGGCUGCGGAUGCCGAUGAGAACUAAACUCAUGAAGCUUAUGAAGACUUUUUUAUUUAUAUGAAAGAACUUUCAGAAAAAGAGUUAUUUUGGAAAAAAGAUAAAAGAUAUA